Messenger RNA from Coregonus sp. 'balchen', 2276 nucleotides. NCBI's taxonomy places the organism in Eukaryota, Metazoa, Chordata, Actinopteri, Salmoniformes, Salmonidae. The record is from the annotation of a GenBank genome assembly.
AUGAGUGACAAUGACUUGAAAACACACCCGUUGGUCGUGUUGGUUUCUGAUAACGGAGGACCCUCACUGUCAGCGACUGUGUCUAUUGACGUAGUGGUGGUUGAAAGUACAGGUGAAAUCCAGACUCAAUACAGAAACGUACCGAGAAAAGAGGAGAGCUUCUCUGAUUUAAACCUGUAUUUGCUGAUCGCCAUUGCCUCGGUGUCCGUGAUAUUUUUACUGAGCCUCAUCAGUUUAAUAGCUGUAAAAUGCCACAGGACAGACGACAGUUUCAGCAGGUACAGCGCCCCAAUGAUCACCACACAUCCUGACGGGAGCUGGUCUUACUCUAAAUCUACUCAGCAGUAUGACGUGUGUUUCAGCUCAGACACAAUGAAGAGUGACGUAAUGGUUUUUCCCGCGCCAAAUCCACUUGCAGAUGCAGAACUGAUCAGUAUUAAUGGAAAUGACACGUUUAACAGUACUCAAACAUUACCCAACAAAGAGAAGGUAAGAGUAACAUGCUUCACGAAUGUGUAUAAAAAAAAUUAAACACAGAAAUCAGUUUCCAUCCCAUCCCUUUGCUAGCAAUGUGUAUGCUUUGGUGUGCUUCCCAAUGUAUAUCUAUGACGUUGUUCUUUGCUUUCUCUGUCUCCUUUAAGUAAUCAGUUAAAUAAUUGGGAACUUACUGCUUUAACAAGUUGCAAAAAUGUUCACAAGCCGCCCCCUAUCUAGAGGAUAAUGUGUCCGCUGUCCAUGGGGCUGAAACGCACCAAUUUGUGUGCUGUCCGCUUUUGCCAGGUUUUUUAUCCAAUGGAGGGCUUUGCUUGCCCUAGUAUAUUUAGUAGACCUUGUUAUAGUAAACAUAACUUACACAAGUGCACAGAUAAACACUGAACAAAAAUAUAAACGCAACAUGUGAAGUGUUGGUCACAUGUUUCAUGAGCUGAAACAAAAGAUCCCAGAAAUGUUCCAUAUGCACAAAAAGCUUAUUUCUCAAAAAUGUUGUGCACAAAUUUGUUUAUAUCCCUGUUAGUGAGCAUUUCUCCUUUGCCAAGAUAAUCCAUCCACCUGACAGGUGUGGCAUAUCAAGAAGCUGAUUAAACAGCAUGAUCAUUACACAGGUGCACCUUGUAUUGGGUACAAUAAAAGGCAAUUUUAAAAAUGUGCAAUUUUGUCACACAGCACAAUGCCACAGAUCUCUCAAGUUGUGAGGGAGCGUGCAAUUGGCAUGCUGACUACAUGAAUGUCCACCAGAUCUGUUGGCAGAGAAUUGGGGGGGGGGGGGGGGGCUUAUUGCUGAGGAGUAUUUCAGGGAAAAACUAAUUCGGAAUGGCUGGGCAUGGCUCCCAAGUGGGUGGGUCUAGGCCCUCCAAGGCCCACCCAUGGCUGCAACCAUGCCCAGUCAUGUGAAAUCCAUAGAUUAGUGCCUAACACAUUUAUUUCAAUUGACUGAUUUCUUUAUGUGAACUGUAAGUCAGUAAAAUCUUUGAAAUUGUUGCAUGUUGCGUUUAUAUUUUUGUUCAGAAUAGUAUAGUCAUCAUGCUUAGCUUGUGUUUGGGUGUCAUGUAAUUUAUUGUGAUUUUCUGAAGCUCAUACAUUUACCACUUGGCGUCACUGUUGACCAUGACAUUGAGAUAUAAUAUUUGGUCUCGAGACCCCUCCCAGUUUCAGAGGGAGAAGAGAUUUCUCGGGGCUUUGUUACAAAGAGAUGCAGGACGAGAGGGAGACUGGUCGGAGCGGAGUACACAUAGGUGUUAAGCGUGUUGAAAUUAAGCUGAAUUUGACACGUACAUUUUUUCGAUGCUUUGAUUGUUUGACGGAUAUUCUUCUCUUUGUAUCUAUGAUCGGCUCACUUUCGAUGGAAUUAUGCCUUUACUGAAUGGAAGGAUAUCUAUUGUGACGUAUUUAGUGCUUUUGCUGCUGGAAUGUUACUGGGAAGCGGUGUCCGGGCAGCUCUCCUACUCCGUCUCAGAGGAGGUAAACCCGGGGACUUCCGUGGGAAAUAUCGCUAAGGAUCUGAACCUCAAUAUCCAGGAUUUGGAGUCGCGUAUGUUUCAGAUUGUCACUGGGUCCAAGAGAAAGUAUUUCGAGGUAAAUCUAAAGACUGGUGUUCUCUAUGUGAAUGAGAGAAUAGACAGAGAGGAGCUCUGUGCAGAGGAUCUCAAAUGUAUAGUCAGUGUAGAGGCCGUAAUCAACAAUCCGUUGAAGCUUUACCGUUUAGAAAUGAAUAUUGUAGAUGUUAAUGAUAACGCUCCGUCAUUUAGUGCGAAAUCACAAACUAUAAACGUUGCUGA